AAUGAGGUGACUCCUCACCACCAUCGAUCGCCAUAAGCCCAGGAGCUCUAUACUCCAACCAUUACAACAGCUAUAGCUCGCAAUACCAUUUGUGGGCAGCAUCGCCGGGUAGAGGAAGAAGAGAAGCGGAGCAGCAGCAACAUUGAUCAGAGGAAGCUGCAGCACAGAGCCAACAAGGAAAAGCGAAGUCUUCCAUAGCAACGAUUUAGAUCUCACCAUCCCUCUAUGGAAGCCUUCCUUGUCAGCUUAAGAAAUCAUCCGUCGUCCUAGUCUGGAAGAAAUCAUUUCAAGCUUGGGCCUCCGCCUUGGCAGGGUACCGUGCCAUAACUGCAAAUGGAAUGCCGAUCUAUUAUCACACCAAGGGACCUGGAGUGCAUGCUAUGUGAUGAAACGGCAGAGCCCAAGCCGCUGCCACUGUCACUUCUGAAAGAAAUCACAAAUGAUUUCUCUCCUCAGAAGCAAAUUGGCUAUGGUGGGUUUGCGGAGGUUUAUGAGGGUAUUCUAGAGAAUAGGUCCGUGGCGGUGAAAAGGAUGUCAAAUACGCAUGAGUAUGAGAAGGAGUACGUUCGAGAAGUUGAAUGCCUCAUGAAGGUGAAGCACAAAAAUGUAGUGCGGUUUCUGGGAUAUUGUGCUGACACACAAGGCAGUAUGUUAAAGUACAAAGGAAAAUUGGUCAUGGCCGAUGUACGACAAAGGUUGCUUUGCUUCGAGUUUGUUCCCAAAGGAAGUCUUCGUGAGUAUAUCACGGAUACAUCUUGCGGACUUCAGUGGAGAGACCGCUAUCAAAUUAUAUUGGGAAUUUGUCAGGGGUUACAUUAUCUUCAUCAAAAUAAUAUUGUCCACUUAGAUCUAAAGCCAGAGAAUAUAUUGAUGGAUAAUAAUUUGGUACCAAAAAUUACCGAUUUCAGUCUAUCAAGGUGCUUUCGUCCAAUGCAAAGCCAGACUUUUACUGUAAACAUAUGCGGAACAUUGAGAUAUUCUGCACCAGAAUGUGGUAACGGUGAAAUCACACACCAGCUUGAUAUCUAUAGUCUUGGUAUAAUAAUCAUGGAGGUACUCACAGGAGAGAACUGGUAUCAGUAUGAUGUUGACAUGGUAGUACAAAGUUGGAGCGCCAUAAUGGAGAAACUAGAGAGGGAUGUACAACUGGAACAGGUACGAGUAUGUGCUGAGAUAGCAAUGAAGUGCAGGGAGAGCAACCCGGCAAGGAGACCAGAUUCACAACAUAUAAUCAGUGCGCUUGAUGGAAGAGAAACUAUAGAUGGAUAUAUUGAAAGUAGCGUGAUUACUUCACAGCAGUUUAAUCCGGAAAUAUUCAAUGCCACUAUGGGUGCUCUCUGGUUGAGGUAUCAACAACUUAAUCCAGAUCUCCAGCGAAGCUUCAAAUAUUGCAGUAUUUUCCCCAAGAGAUCCAAGUUAAGAAGGGAUGUGUUAGUCCGCUUGUGGAUAGCACAAGGGUUUAUAAAGACCAGUGCAACAGAGGACAUGGAAGAUGUAGCUGAGAGUUAUUUUCAAGAGUUAGUGUCAUGCUCAUUUCUGCAACAAGGAGGAGAAUGGUAUGAUACUUGGUUUACAAUUCCUGACCUGUUGCAUAAUUUAUUAGACAAGAUGAGUGGAACGGACUGCUUCAGAAUAGAGAAUGCAAGGAGUCAAAGAGGAGAAGGGUGGAAAGGAGACGUUCCCCAAGACGUCUGCCAUCUUCUUGUAGAGAAUUAUGAUGGAGCAUUGAUUACUGAGAAGAUCCUUGGAUUGAAAAAUUUACAGACACUCAUAAUUUAUGUUGUUGAAAGGGGUACUACAGUUGAGGAAAAAGUCAUUGACAGUAUAUGCAAGAGGCUACAUAAAUUGCGGGUAUUGGCUGUUGCUUUCAGCCGGGAACAUCUUCCAAUCAUACAACCCAAUAAGUUCCUGGUACCAGAAUCCAUUAGUCAUUUAAAGGACCUAUGCCAUCUUGCCUUUAGGACAUUUGAAUGCACCGUGAUUUUACCAAGCACACUAACUAAUACACUUCACCAUAUCCAGCUGCUAGACUUUGGCAAUCAUGGCCAUUGCGAAAUUUGGGAAUUUACCCUUGAUAACCUUAUCAACCUGCGGUACAUAAUCUGUGAGAACUUGGAAUGUCCUAACAUAGGCAGGCUGAUCUCACUCCAAACUUUACCAAGCAGCAGGUUCACAAUAAGGAACGAAAAAGGUUAUGAGAUAAAGCAGUUGAGGGACCUAAACAAGCUUCGAUCCAGUUUGGAAAUUUAUGGCCUUGAAAAUGUUAAAAGCAAGGAGGAAGCUGUUGAAGCCAAUCUAGCUGCCAAGGAUCGGCUGAAGCAACUGAAGUUGGAAUGGGGUGAUGAUGGUACAAGGUGCAGUUCAGAAGUUGAAGCAGAGGUACAUGAGGGCCUGUGCCCUCCCGUAGGUCUUGAAGAACUUAUUAUCUCAGGCUAUCAAAGCUCGAGAAACCCAGAUUGGAUGGUGGGUAAACAGAAAGGUGGCCCAAAGAACCUGCAAAAACUUGUGUUGUUUGGAUGGAGCCAACCGGGAUCUUGUCCUGAACUUGAGGCGUUCGUUCAUCUUCGUGUUCUCUGGCUUGGUCACUGCAGGUGGGACACAUUACCAGGAAAUAUUGAGCACCUCACAUCCCUCAAGGAACUGGAAAUCGAAGGGUGCCUGAAUAUCCGAUCGCUUCCAACACUGCCCCGAUCUCUUGAGAAGUUUUGUGUUGCAUACUGCAGUGGUGAGUUCACGAAGUCGUGUCAAACAGUCAGACAUCCAAAUUGGCAGAAGAUCAAGCACACCCCCGAUCAAAGAUUUGAAGACCCAGCAUAAGAAAAUUCUAGUGAGAUUGUCCCGCAAAAAAAGAGAAGAAAGAAGAGAAGGUUGGCUAGGAAUCACAGGUCGGUGAAUCAGUGAAGGAAUGUGGAGCUAUAAGGAAAACUUAUUGCCAGGCCAGCCAGCCGGAUGUGUGAGAGUUGUUCUUUCUUUCCUUGUGCUUUUUUGCUUGUGCACUGCAUUUUUCAGAGUGAAACAGACGCCAUAUACUGUUUAAUCUGACUAUUUCUGAGUGUGAGAGAUUUCAGUAAAACUAUUCACUACUAUUUCUGAUCUGUAAUAAUGUGGGCAAUACCGUUUAAUUUGAUUGGUGAAUGCUAUUUAAUCA
Molecule: messenger RNA, 3148 nt
Organism: Triticum urartu
Lineage: Eukaryota; Viridiplantae; Streptophyta; Magnoliopsida; Poales; Poaceae
Biological process (GO): protein phosphorylation
Molecular function (GO): ATP binding; protein kinase activity
Source: RefSeq, a predicted model, not a curated record